ACACUAACAAAGAAAAAAAAUAGAGCUCUAAAUACACAAAAGAGAGGACCCAAUUAAGCUAAGAAGAAGAAACAUGGCCUCAUUUUCUACAUUUUCUUGUAAAUGCUUUCAUUUUCCUCCUGGGAAAAGGACCCUGCAAGCAAAGGCAAGCCAUGGCUGUGCAACCUUCUUGUUUGCAGCUCUCAUGUUUUCCUCAGCAGCUCCUCAAUCUGAGACUUUAUCAGAUAUUCCACCUGUUCUUUCAGGGGAAGAUGGGAAGGCAGCAAGGAUACAGAAGCCGAAGUCGAGAAAGGCGGAGACGUGCACUGUGAGAUGCGUAACGACGUGCAUUCGAGGAGGCGCGGGUUCACCAGGAGAAGGGCCCCUUCAAGCCAUAAGGCCCCUUGUGGUUUUCAAGCAGGGCUUCAGGAGUCGGCACUACUGCUUGCUUGAAUGCUCGGAUAUAUGCAACCUCAUCAAAGACGGCGAUUUCUGGCCUUGAAAGUUUAAUUUAUAUCACCAUGUAAUUUGAGGUCAUCAGAUAACUACAUGUAUAUGUUACACAUCUGAGAUGGGCUGAGUUUUGGGCCUGGCAAAUAUUUGCACAUAUUAUUGCUAAAGAAUCUUCUUUCUAAGUGAAAGUGUGCUCUUUCAUGAC
Messenger RNA from Amborella trichopoda, 637 nucleotides. RefSeq lists its product as uncharacterized. NCBI's taxonomy places the organism in Eukaryota, Viridiplantae, Streptophyta, Magnoliopsida, Amborellales, Amborellaceae. The record is from RefSeq and is a predicted model, not a curated record.